UCUCUCUGAUAUUCAUCAUGGCGUCUGUGUCACUAAGGAUGUUCGUGUUUUUCCUGCUUCAUCUGUGUAUUCAGUGCAAUAACGUACAAGUGAAAACUGACGUUCUUGCUAAAAUGAUCCAGUAUUUUGAUGACAAGUUGCAGCCAACCAACCAUGGCAUACCUAAUCAGUAUUCUGUAAUCAUCAGGGUGCCUUAUCAACAGUGUACAGAGCAGUUUAGUCUUGAUUCGGUUUUCAACACGGACGAAAUAAAAAAUGCCUUUAAUGAUUUCAAGACUAAUGGUCAGCGAAGGCUUUGUGAAGUCACCCAAGAGGAAGUCCGUCUCGCUGCUGCAAAGCCGAGCUGGAUCCAAAUGAUCAGAGAAACAUUGCAUUCUGAAUAUGUUCUUAUCUAUCCUAAAGAUGCCACGAAUACUUCUCCCAUGGACAAAAUUUUGAAAAUGGUAAAUGAUGAUCAAUGUGUUGUUUUGUAUACUUAUAACUCACCUUGCAUAGAAAAGUGCAUAGAUGAUGUUAAUGGCACUAUUUUGUAUGGCCUUUCAAACUGGCUAAACACACAGACAACUGGGAUUAAAGCUUUCGUUUUCCAAGAGAUCUGGCACAAAGACUGGACUCUUGACAGAGAUCAUUUUAAAAAGAUUAAUGAUCGAGUGCCUCUCUAUCGCUGUGUGAAAGAAAAGAGUCAAAUGAAAUGCUACAAGUGUGGAGAUGCUGGCAGUGAGACUUUAAAUCUAAAUUGUGUGUCUUAAAAAAAGCAUUUUGUCAAUAAUCAUGCUGAAGUAUGUUAAUGAAUGAUUUUGAAAUCAUUUUAUGUCCUGCAGCUAAAUAAACUUGUUU
Messenger RNA from Pimephales promelas (fathead minnow), 837 nucleotides. Lineage: Eukaryota; Metazoa; Chordata; Actinopteri; Cypriniformes; Leuciscidae. The record is from RefSeq and is a predicted model, not a curated record.